Molecule: messenger RNA, 1794 nt
Organism: Lycium barbarum (goji berry)
Lineage: Eukaryota; Viridiplantae; Streptophyta; Magnoliopsida; Solanales; Solanaceae
Exons: 7
Coding region: 1-1794 (597 amino acids)
Source: RefSeq, a predicted model, not a curated record
AUGGCCAAGAGGGAUCAGCUACUCGAAUCUGAGAAUGCCUGGUACAAAGAGCGUAUGAGGGUGCUCGAGGAGAAGGCGGAAAAGAGGGCCCAAAUAUGUGACGAUCUAGAAACCGAGCUCCAGGAGACAGUCGAUGCUAAUGACACUCUCAAGGCCGAGCUCGAGUCGCAUAUUCAAAUGCAAAGUGUCCUCGAAGAGGCUCGGGAUGUUCUGGUAGCAAAGCUAGCCCAGGUCGAGGCCGAUUUGGAAGAAGCUCUAAGGAGCGUGGAGGCCACCGAGGCUCAUACUACCAUUGCUGCUGAGUAUGAAAAAUGGAAAUCUCGGAGGAUCACCCUUAAGCAAGUCGGGACUUACAACCGGACAAGAAGACCCGAGAAGGCAAUUGCUGCCGAAUCUGGUCAAAGAACUGAGUCGGUCCCCGAGACCGAAGUCCCCACAGAUGUUGGUCCGCUGCCCGACUAUGAGACUGCCGCACCUUCGGAGAUCCCUGCCUUUGCCGAAGCUGCUGAAGCCCCUCAAAGUUCUCCAACUCCGGCCUCAAGACCGGAUGCAUUUGAUGAAAUGUUCGUGGACACUCCUCCUGCUACCGGCGAAGCCGGUAGUUUCGGACUUCUUCCGAUCCCUCGAGCCAUGAGGGCGGCUAGUCGGACCUCCGAGUCCGGUGCCAGGGAUAGCUUGCGGACAAGAAGACCCGAGAAGGCAAUUGCUGCCGAAUCUGGUCAAAGAACUGAGCCGGUCCCCGAGACCGAAGUCCCCACAGAUGUUGGUCUGCUGCCCGACUAUGAGACUGCCGCACCUUCGGAGAUCCAUGCCUUUGCCGAAGCUGCUGAAGCCCCUCAAAGUUCUCCAACUCCGGCCUCAAGACCGGAUGCAUUUGAUGAAAUGCGACGAUUCUUCCGAAUAAACCCCCUGCAGCGGACAAGAAGACCCGAGAAGGCAAUUGCUGCCGAAUCUGGUCAAAGAACUGAGCUGGUCCCUGAGACCGAAGUCCCCACAGAUGUUGGUCUGCUGCCCGACUAUGAGACUGCCGCACCAUCGGAGAUCCAUGCCUUUGCCGAAGCUGCUGAAGCCCCUCAAAGUUCUCCAACUCCGGCCUCAAGACCGGAUGCAUUUGAUGAAAUGUUCGCGGACACUCCUCCUGCUACCGGCGAAGCCGCUAGUUUCGGACAUCUUCCGAUCCCUCGAGCCACGAGGCAAGAGGUGGACGAUCUCAAGCGCCAACUGGACGCUCAAAGCCGUGAAACGGAGAAAUAUGUGCACCUUCUGCGGGUGAAUGAAGAUGAGUUGAGCCAAGCAGUUACUCCUUCCAACCUCCGACCUGAGCUCGAUGCCACAAAGGCCGAAAAUCGUCAAUUAAAGCGUGAGCUGGCCAAGAUGGUGACGAUUCUUCCGAAUAAACCCCUGCAGCGGACAAGAAGACCCGAGAAGGCAAUUGCAGCCGAAUCUGGUCAAAGAACUGAGUCGGUCCCCGAGACCGAAGUCCCCACAGAUGUUGGUCCGCUGCCCGACUAUGAGACUGCCGCACGUUCGGAGAUCCCUGCCUUUGCCGAAGCUGCUGAAGCCCCUCAAAGUUCUCCAACUCCGGCCUCAAGACCGGAUGCAUUUGAUGAAAUUGUGGCGCUCGUCAAUGAAGCCUUUGCCCGUGCUCAGCAAGAGGUUGGCGAUCUCAAGCGCCAACUGGACGCUCAAAGCCGUGAAAUGGAGAAAUAUGUGCACCUUCUGCGGGUGAAGGAGGAUGAGUUGAGCCAAGCAGUUACUCCUUCCAACCUUCGACCUGAGCUCGAUGCCACAUAG